Molecule: messenger RNA, 1440 nt
Organism: Xylona heveae TC161
Lineage: Eukaryota; Fungi; Ascomycota; Xylonomycetes; Xylonales; Xylonaceae
Product: phosphotransferase family protein
Exons: 2
Coding region: 39-950 (303 amino acids)
Source: RefSeq, a predicted model, not a curated record
CUUGUAAUUGCACACAACUAAUAUUCUGGUCAAUAACCAUGCCAUGCAGCUUUCAGAUCAGCAGUUUCUCUGCGCUGCAGCUGCCAGAUGGCAAAAAUCCAAGAAUGGACUUUCUUGAUUCCUCGUUCUUCAAAGCCGAUGGAUCUGGCCGAAGUCUCCCCACACCUUCCGAGAUUCAAGCUUUAUCGGGUAAAGAUUGGGGAAGACCCCAACCGCCUCCGGUGCGAUUCGAGGAGCUCGGUCUCCUUGUCAAAUUCGGUCCGUAUGUCACAACUGCUGAAGCUCAAUGUCUUUGGGCCAUCAGGAGAGUACUCGGGGACAAAGUACCCGUUCCAGAGGUCUAUGGAUGGCGGAUCGACGGAGGCAGAGUGUUUAUCUACAUGCAGUUGGUGCGGGGCGAGACACUAGCAGACCGAUGGAAAACAUUGGGGACUACUGAUAGGAGUGCUGUUUGUGAUCAGCUACGUCGGAUGAUAGCGUCUUUGCGGCAAGUCCAGCAAGAUCCUGAGGAUCAGUUUAUUGGCUCGAUUGAUCGCGGCCAUCUCUUGGAUAAAGUGUUUGAGGGCGAACCCCCUGGUGGCCCAUUCACAUCAGUCAAACACUUCAACGACUGGUUUUCCCGACUGCCGUGGCUUCGUUUUCCGAAUCCAGAAAAGAUCCAAGAUCCCUGGAGAGAAUUCUUGCCAGACGUGGGGACAAUCAAACUCACACAUGGUGACCUGCAUCGAGGCAACGUUAUUGUCUCCUCGGAAGAUCCGCCUCGUGUGCUGGCAAUUGUUGACUGGGCUCAUUGCGGAUGGUAUCCGGACUACUGGGAGUAUUGCAAAGCUGCCUAUACCUGCGCAUACAAUGGCGAAUGGCGUAACAAGUGGAUUCCAAAAAUUUUGACCCCGCGACCAGAGGUGCACGAGAUUUUUGCAGAGUAUACAAGAGCGCUGGGAGCUGUUUGAUAUUCUUCUAGUUCAAUGGGAGAUAUCCUUCUGCUUGAAGGGAGGGAAGAAAGGGAAGGGAGGGGGAAAUAUGGGCCUUCAAUGCAGUACUAUGCUCUAUUCAUGCCUUUCCAAACAUUUUCGCUAGCCAGUUUCCAAUUGCUUUUGUGUGGUUCGAGUCUUCAAUACCCUUGGAUCCGCCUAGCAAAGCUUCCCAGUUGUCGAUUUCGUGUAUCUUUUUGUUCGCCAGCUCCUUGUGGAUCUCGGCUGCUUGCGUCUCUGCCAGAGGGCCGUCUGAAGGAAUGUGGAUGUCGCUUUCUAGAAUGACUCCGGAGCGGGACUUUAGAGAUAUUUGUGUCUAUGUUCAGUCAGCAUAUUUAUUGUUAUUUAUGUACCGCCUUCCUUCCCCUUUCUCGGGGCCCAGGAAUCGUGUAAUACGUACUUUAGAAGGAAUUGCACUAUCCAGGGUAGGUCGUUCUCGGGGAUCGUCAGGCGUUGGAUGGCUUGAGAG